This is a messenger RNA of Prorocentrum cordatum, 995 nucleotides long. NCBI's taxonomy places the organism in Eukaryota, Dinophyceae, Prorocentrales, Prorocentraceae. The record is from the annotation of a GenBank genome assembly.
UUUCCGUCCGUGGAACACAUCUUCUCGCACAGUCUUUUCGCUGCAAUGGGCUGGCCCUUGUGGCUUCUGCGCUUCAUUCGUGUGCUUUACCGGGCGAAUCGGUAUUCUCAGGUGGCGUGCGGCUCGCGGCACGGCGGCUUCGAACUUGCGCGUGGUAUCAGGCAGGGGUGCCCGUUAUCUCCACGGUUGUUCGCCGUCGCAUUUGACCUUCUGUGGCGCCGGAUGUGUUGGAAAGCACCCAACUUUGGGGGCAGGUGGGGUCUGGGCUCUGUGCGACCCUUCGGGCACAUAACGUAUUCGAUGCGAGAGUCCCCAUGUUCGUAGAUGAGUUGGAUGCCCUUCCCGCCGCCUUCGAGCCCCGCGAGUUCCGGGCAUGCGCGGCGAGUUCCGGGCAUGCGCGGCGCUGCUGCCAGGCCCCCGGGAUUGGAUGCCUCCGCGGUGUCUUCACAGAUUGCGCGACCUCGGCUUCCCCGUGGAGGUCCCGGACCUUCGGGCGAGAUGUUCAGCUGCCAAAGUUCGCGCCUUCUACUUCGAGGAUCGGGAUGGCUGUCUGCGAGUUCCUGAGUGGGCCGCCCGACUACGACAGGCGAUCUGGACUUCGCCUCGCAGCGCGUAGCAGCUUGCAGUACUUGGCUGGACGGUGCGUUGUUUCUGCAGCUGGAGCAGGCGGAGGCCACCGUGAGGGCUGCGAGUCUGAGGUCCCCGCGCUUUCGCUGUCCGUGUUGCGACGCGGGACAAGGGGCCCAGCCGCAUUGAUUGGUAAGCCCGGGCGGCGGCCAUGAACCCGGCCGUGCUGGACGGGGCAGCUUUCCACUCCGCCGAUGUGUGGACCAUAGGGAAUUGGACGUGCUGCCUGGACUCCGGAUGUCGCGGGCCCUGAGGACGUUCACGAUCUUGGCUGAGCGCGUACUUCGCGAGUUUGGCGGCAACCCUCCAAACAAUUUGCAAUGGUUGGGUGACGCGCCGCCGUUUCCAGCAGGCUGCCCGCAGGGGGA